This is a messenger RNA of Haliotis rubra (blacklip abalone), 3541 nucleotides long. Its product is annotated as molybdenum cofactor sulfurase-like. Gene Ontology annotation, biological process: Mo-molybdopterin cofactor biosynthetic process. The record is from RefSeq and is a predicted model, not a curated record. The transcript is spliced from 16 exons. The coding region runs from base 114 to 2849 and encodes 911 amino acids. Lineage: Eukaryota; Metazoa; Mollusca; Gastropoda; Lepetellida; Haliotidae. Gene Ontology annotation, molecular function: molybdenum cofactor sulfurtransferase activity; pyridoxal phosphate binding; molybdenum ion binding.
GUCAACAUGGCGAUGUGAAGGCGUUCCUGUCAUAUUCGGCAUUCUCGGUUGUUUUCGACGACGACAGCAGUACACCUCGACAACACUUCGCUGCAAACGCCGUCAUCGCUAACAUGGGCACCAGAAAUGUGUAUAACUUUGACAUUGAACGAAUUCGGGAAGGGGAAUUCCCAACCCUUAAAGGACUCACAUAUGUUGACCAUGUUGGCACAACACUUUAUGCUCGGAGUCAGCUGGAAGCUUUCCACAAAGAUCUCUUCAGCAACCUCUACGGCAACCCCCACUCCCGCAGUCAGAGUAGCCGACUCACCACAGACACCAUCGACCAAGUCAGAUACAGGGUUUUGCAGUUUUUCAAUGCAUCAGCAGAAGAGUAUAGCGUUGUCUUCACAUCCGGCUGUACCCAGGCUCUCAAGCUUAUAGCCGAGACAUUCACAUUCCAUGAUGACACAACUCCUGAAGACCCAUCUCAGACCAGGGAUGGGGGUGGCAGCUUUGUGUACCUGCUGGACAAUCACACCUCGGUGCAGGGAAUGAGGGAGCUGGUCAGUGACAGGGUGGCCGGGGUAUACUGUCUGGAUGAGGAGGAGCUGGAUCAAGACAUCCCACAACACCUUAAUCAGAUCCACCUUAGAUGCCAAGCUUCCGAUCAAAACAGACCUGAAUCAAACCAACAAAGUGUUGAUGUGUCCACAGACAAGUGUAAUGUGCUCCCAUCAAACAAACUUAAUCAAAGCCAAGAUCAAUCUGACGAUACUGCAGUCCUGACAACUGUGGAUGUAUCUAGGUCAGGAGAAAAACAACAUGUGACUUCCAAAUGCCAUAAAAGCCGAACCAAAGAUCAAACAGGACUGUGUAAUUUGUUUGCCUAUCCAGCACAGUCUAACUUUUCUGGUAGAAAGUACCCUUUGAGCUGGAUAGACAGGGUCCAGCGAGGUGACAUGGGCUUCCAGAGCAAGUUGCCAGGGAAAUGGUACGUGGUUCUAGACGCUGCCAGCUAUGUGAGCACUUCCAAGCUGGACUUGAAAAAGCACAAGCCUGAUUUUGUGACGUUGUCUUUCUACAAGAUCUUUGGUUUCCCAACUGGUCUAGGUGCCCUCUUGGUCCGGGCUGACGCUGCUCCCCUGCUAAAUAAGCGCUACUUUGGAGGGGGCACUGUUUCCGUGAGCGAUGCAAGGGAGAGGUUCCAUGUACUGAAGCCCACACUAGCAGACAGGUUUGAAGAUGGCACCCUUCCAUUCCUGGACUUGAUUGCUCUGAGGCAUGGACUGGAUGCAGUACACAGGAUUGCUGGUGACAUGGACAGGGUGUCCAGCCACACCUUCACAGUCGCCAAGUUUUUCCAUGACCACCUUCGUCAGCUACGCGACGGUAAUGACACCCCUGUAGUUCGCAUCUACUGCCAGGGCUUCGAGGACAUACACACCCAGGGAGCCAUUGUCAACUUCAACAUCCUCAGGGACAAUGGAGAGUUUGUUGGCUUUGCUGAGGUAGACAAGAUGGCCCAGCUGCAGGACGUCCAUCUGAGGACCGGCUGCUUCUGUAACAUCGGGGCAUGUCAGAAAUAUCUCCACCUCACCUCUAAACAGAUCAGGGAAAACUUCCAGGCCGGCCAUGUCUGUGGAGAUGACCAAGACAUGAUUGAUGGUCACCCAACUGGAUCAGUCCGCAUCUCCUUCGGCUACAUGUCAACAUAUGGAGAUGCAGUACAGUGUCUGCGUUUUAUCACAGAAUACUUUCUUGAGGGACGGGCAAUCCCAGAAUUCCCUGUUCCAAUAUCCGUCAGUGUUUCCAAUGCCAGUCCAGCGAAGUCUUCAGUUCCUGAACUCAGUCAAACAUUAAAUUAUCCUGAAAGGCAGUUGCAAAAAGAGGAAGAGAACUUGAGGAAGAAGGAGGAAGAGGUCCUUGAAAAGUGUUCUGAAUCAUCUAGGUUCCUCACCAAGAUCUGUCUGUACCCUGUCAAGUCUUGUGCUGCCUUCCAGGUUUCAGCAUGGGAAGUUGGUCCUCGAGGGCUGCUGUAUGACAGAGAGUGGAUGAUUGUCAGUGAAAGUGGAGUCACCCUGGGUCAGAAGAGAGAACCAAAGUUGUGUCUCCUCCAGCCUUCCAUAGAUCUCCUAUUCAACACAUUCACCCUCAGCUUCCCAGAGACACAAUCCAUCACCAUUUCUCUGACAGCUUUGGACAGUAACAGUGUGGACUAUAAAGGACGGCUGUGUACCAACAAAGUUUGUGGAGACAGGGUGAACACUGUAGACUGUGGUGACAGAGUGGCUGACUGGCUGAGUGAGGCUCUAGGGAGACCUGGAACUCGACUUCUGAGACUGAAGCAGGAGGAUACACGGACUGGGAGGCUGAAGGAUGCUGCGACACAGGCUGCUUCGGACUCAACAAGACUGUCGCUGGCCAACGAAUCACAGUUCCUGCUCGUCUCCAGGGAGAGUGUGAAGUCUCUUCAGAAGAAGAUGGCUGACGAGGAUGACGCAGAUCAGGAGAAGAUAGGACAAUGUCAACGUCAUUUUGACACUGACAACUUGAUACAUCGUUUCCGUGGCAACCUGAUAGUUGGUGGUGGUUCAGGUUUUGAGGAGGAGAACUGGACACAAUUGAAGAUUGGGAACCAUGUUUUGAUCAGUCAGGGUCAGUGUAGCCGGUGCCAGAUGAUAUGCAUGGACCAAGAAACAGGGGAGAGAAGCAAGGAACCACUCCGCACUCUCUCUAUGUGGAGGGGCAAAAAGGUUCCAUUUGGUGUCUACAUGCGUCAGUUGUCUCCCAGUACCGAUUCCAGCAGUAUAACAAUUCUGCGGGUUGGGGAUCAAGUUGUCCCUGAGACUGAGAGCAAGGAGACCUAGAGUGGGCCAUGGUCUGGGAGGGGAUGAGUCAAGCUGGGCCAUAUUGUUUGGGCAUGAAAGUCAAGGACGGCUUCAGUGUUUGAAUGUGAGAGUCAAGAUCAGACACAGGGCUGGGGUAUGAAGGUCUAGGUGGGCUACUUAUCAGGUAGUGCAAGUAAAGGUUGGCCUAAGUGUUGUGUUAGGUGAGUGAAAUGUGUUACAAUGUGUGGGAUGGGUGAGCUAAGGUGGGCCACAUUGUGGGAACGAACAGGAAGUCAUUAUGAGGUCAUAUAAGUUUGUGCUCAGAAUCCCAAAACUAUGAUAUAGCUGGUCUCUAUUCUAAGCCAGUGUUAUAAGUAUAUAAGUAUUGGACAAUGGAUAUUGAGCACAGGACAAUGGAUUCUUAUUAUAGGGCAAUGAAUUUUAAGUAUAGGACAGUCAAAGAAGAAGUAGAUAUGGGGUGUUUGUCCUUAAAUGUUCAUGGUAUUUGGAGUUUGCCUGGAGCCAGUGUUGCAAGUCCAAGGAUGUAUCACUGUAGAACUGAUGCUGCUGGUCUACUACAAACAUGUUAUUCAGGAUCUUGAGAUUAAUGUUUUGUUUGGUUAUAUUUUGUUGACAGAAACAUCCCAUCCUUCUGCCAUGGAUUGGUUUCUGAGAGUCUUAUAUUGUGAUGUUUUGAAAAUUGUAUCUAAUUUCUGAAUACACUAUCUUUG